AUGUCUCUUCAAAUCAAUCUCUCAAGCAGAGAUUUGACCGACACGUAUCAAGAUGUUCUGAACGCACGGGGCAUCGACUGGGCCAUGUUCAUCUACGAUAAAGGCUCCAACGAUCUGAAGGUUCAAUCCACUGGAAACGGUGGUCUGGAGGAAUUGCAGGAUGAGUUCUCGGACGGAAGGGUGCAAUAUGCGUUUGCUCGCGUCAAAGAUCCCAAUAGUGACCUCCCCAAGUUCGUACAGAUCAACUGGUGCGGCGACGGUGUCCCUGUCGCGCGGAAGGGUCUCUUCCACACACACUCGAGCGCGGUGGCCAACUUCUUGCGUGGCACGCACUUAGUCAUUAAUGCUCGUAACGAGUCCGACGUGACGCCCGAGCUAAUCAUGUCCCGCGUAGCAACGGCAUCGGGAUCGAGGUACUCCGUGCACAAGGAGACGCCACGCAAGUUUGAGCCAAUCGCUCCUGUGGGCACCAACUACACCCCGGUAGGCAAAGUGGAUAUUAGUGCUAUCAGAUCGAGCGCUACGCCGAAUUAUGCGCCAAAGCCCGCUAUCCCGAGCGCACCGCGACCUGACCAGUUGGCUCGCUCUCCUGUUCCGGGUAUGGGCAGGGAUCCUGUUGUGGGCAAAGCUCCUGCAGACGCAUGGGAGCCGGAGACACUGUCGAUAGCGUCCCCGCCUGCUGCCGCGGCUCGCCCGCCUGUUCUGCAUACAAGCUCGAGGCCUACAGUUGCUCCUGCUGCGCGCUUCGUAACCCCAUCGCCAACUCCAGUCGCUGCCACCCCACCUCCUGCGAAACCGACGGAAGAAGAUACUAUUGGCGCCGUUGGCACAGCGUACACUCCCAUCAAAUUACAGCCCAAGAAGCUUGUCAAUCCUUUCGCCGCCAUGCAGACAAAGGCAGAAACAGAAGCUGCUAUGUCCAAGCCGCAGCUGACUGGGGGUAAGAAAUUGACCUGGAGCGAGCGCCAUGCACUGGCGAAGAAGCAGGCGGAGGAGGAUGAAGCACGGAGUCGUACAGCUUCUUUCCAGCCUCCCUCGCCUGCCCCAGCCUCCUCAUUCAGAAGUAUCGUAUCGCCUCCGCCCCCGCCUCCUGCGCCCGUGGAGCUGGAACAGGAAGACGAAGCAUACGAACCCUCACCCCCUCCGCCUCCCGAACCUCCUGCACCUCCAGCGUCGACUCGCCCAGUUGUUCCUGUUGCAGCCCCGGUUGAGGCAGCUCCGCCUCCGCCUCCUCCCCCACCUCCGCCGCCGCCGCCGCCGCCAGGCCCACCUGCAGCAUAUGAGCGUGAAGAGGAAGUGGAGGAAGCAGCUCCGCCUCCACCUCCCCCUCCUCCGCCACCGCCACCACCUCCACCGAUGCCGGCGCCAGUCGUCCAUCAUGAACCCGAGCCUGAGCCUGAGCAUGAGCCCGAGCCUGAACCAGAAGUGGCCUCCUCUCAUCCGCAUGGCGAAGGUUUGUGUGCUGUCGUGCAGUAUGGUUACGAGGCGCAAGAAGACAACGAGAUAGACCUAGUGGAGGGUGAGCUCAUUGAGCAGAUCGAACAACUCGAUGAGGGAUGGUGGUCCGGUGUCGGUGCUGGUGGCGCCAAGCUCGGAUUAUUCCCUGCAAAUUACGUCGAGAUCAUUGAGCAAGAGAAGACUGCUGCUCCGCUGACGCCACCGCCGACGCCCCCGCCACCUGCACCCGUUCAGCACGAACCCGCACCGGGACCGGAACCAGAACCAGAACGCGAGCCUGAGCACGCAGCCGAGGGUCUUACUGCUGUGGCUCUCUACGACUAUGACGCUGCGGAGGACAACGAACUAACUUUCCGUGAGGGCGACUACAUCUACCACAUCGAGGCUGCCUCAGAAGACUGGUGGCAAGGUACCGACAAGGAUGGGAAGGAAGGCCUGUUUCCUGCUAAUUAUGUUGAAGUGCAGCAGUAA
Sparassis crispa is the source of this 1929-nucleotide messenger RNA. RefSeq lists its product as hypothetical. Lineage: Eukaryota; Fungi; Basidiomycota; Agaricomycetes; Polyporales; Sparassidaceae. Gene Ontology annotation, cellular component: site of polarized growth; cortical actin cytoskeleton; plasma membrane. The transcript is spliced from 13 exons. Gene Ontology annotation, molecular function: actin filament binding. Gene Ontology annotation, biological process: regulation of actin filament polymerization. The coding region runs from base 1 to 1929 and encodes 642 amino acids. The record is from RefSeq and is a predicted model, not a curated record.